Molecule: messenger RNA, 531 nt
Organism: Rotaria sordida
Lineage: Eukaryota; Metazoa; Rotifera; Eurotatoria; Philodinida; Philodinidae
Source: the annotation of a GenBank genome assembly
AUGGCUGACGAACAAAAUACACCUGAAGUUGCUGCAAUUGUAUCUCGUAUUGAAUCAUGGCUUAAUACACAUCAAAAUAGACUUGAAUUAGAUUUAACUAAUGAAUCUAUUCCAUUUGAACAACAUAGUGGUACUCUUUUUACUGCUAAUCAAGGUCAAGUAUCUGUAACUCUUGGUUUCAAUGAUGGUGUGACAAAAGAUUCAUCAAUUGAGCAAUUACGUUCAAAAUUUAAUUUUAUUGCACUUGAUCGACUUCCAGUACCUGGUCUUGAUGGAGUUCCAUCAAAAUGGCAAAUUUAUCCUCAAACACCAGUGUCAUCAUUUUCUGAAGGUGUCACUCUUGAACAAUAUAAUUCAAAUACACAAAUAUUACAAUUAACUGUUGAAACAAAAUUUUUUGCCAUCUAUGGAAAUAUACCACAAGUUCCUCAAAUAGCUUGUGGUUCAGCUCCAAAAGGUACUUAUUUACAAGUACGACGUGAUAUUCAAGGUAUUAUUAAACUUAAAGCAAAACUUGUUUUCAGUGCAUAA